UUGGUUUUUGCACCUAUUUUUAUUUUUCUUCUUUUAAAUACCUAACCUUUAGUUUUUGUCUCAAAUUUGUCCAGCGACCGGUUUUUUCUUACGCCGGCGCCGGAAAUGCCACUGUGGCUGCCGGAAUUGAUGAGUUGGCAGCCGGAAUUCUCCACUUGGCUCAUUUUUGACAUGUGGCAAAAAAAUUUAAAAAAAAAUUGAAAUAAAAAUACAUGUGGAAAAAGAAUAAAAAAAUAAAAAGAAAAUCACUCCCCCCCAAAUCGUCCUUUCCCCAUUUCCAAACCCUAACUCUCCCUCCCCCACCCAGCGCCGCCCUCUGCCGCCUCCACCACCGCCGGUGCCGCCACCCACCGCCACCACCAACGCUCCACCGCCUAGAGCAGCAGAGGAAGCCGAUUGCCGCCGCCGUCCUCUGCCUCACCAAGCUCCAGAUCGAGAAGCUCCACUCCAAAGCCGAUCUCGAGCUUGAUAAUUCCCCCACCCACCGCCGCUCUCUCCCUUUUCCCCACCCUCCGCUGCACCCCAGCGCAACUCCAUCUCCCGACUCCCUUGCCUGGAAGACAACCGAAUAUUCCACCUGGUCCCUGCGCGUCAACCACAGUGGUUCCAAGCAGGCCGGUGAAAGGAAGGUUUUCCCCAGUGAUUUAGGGGAAUUCGAGGUCGCGCUGGGCUACGGCGGAGGGCCGACGGAAGGUCGUGCUGGUUUGACAUUCGGCGAGGUCAUCUCUGUUCGAAUUUGGAAGCGGCAGUUGGUUGUUGAGGAUCUUGGUGGAGGUGAAGGAGGAUGGGAUUGUGGUGGUUGUUGGAUUGAUUUGAUGGUGGUGAAAUUCUGCGAAUGGUGGUGGUGGCAGGGGGGAGGCUGCGGUGGAUUGGGGGAGGGAAGGGGGCAGCGCCGGUGGUGUUGGCAGGGGUGAGGCGGCGGCGGGGCCGCCGGGUUGGGGGAGGGGGAUAAGGGUUUGAGGAAGAUGAUGAUGAUUUGGAAUUUAUUUGUAUUUUUUAUUUUUAUUUUUUUGCCACAUGUAAAAUAUAUGUUUAGGUGUCAA
This is a messenger RNA of Salvia miltiorrhiza (redroot sage), 1043 nucleotides long. RefSeq lists its product as uncharacterized. The record is from RefSeq and is a predicted model, not a curated record. The transcript has 2 exons. Lineage: Eukaryota; Viridiplantae; Streptophyta; Magnoliopsida; Lamiales; Lamiaceae. The coding region runs from base 213 to 914 and encodes 233 amino acids.